AUGGCAUCCGUGCAACCACCAAACCCAUUACCGCCUGAUCAAAACGUCGGUCCAAUCCUCCUCGGAAUAUCAGGAACAUGUCUCGCCCUGGUGAUCAUCACCACUAGCGUCCGGAUCUGGGUCCGCACAGCCCUACGAUCGUCGGGCUGGGACGACUACACCAUCGUCAUCGUGACGCUCCUCGGCAUCGCGCGGUACGGCGUGCAGGUUGGACAGGUCAGUAUUGGGAACGGACGACACCGAUGGUACAUUGAGCCGGAGGAUUAUGUGCAGAAUAAUAAGUUGGGAUGGGUAGCGCAGAUUUUGCUGUUUGCGAGUAUUUGUCUGCUCAAGAUUUCGAUAUUGUUGCUGUUGUUGAGGAUUAAGGACUCGAGGAGGGUUAGACCUGUCAGUGCGUAUUGGACUGGCGUUGGGGAGUGUUGGAAUCCGAGGAUUCGAAUCUAUUACAUUUACGCUACGAUCGGUAUGUAUUUCGAGUCAAUCUGGUCGAACCUCGAACUCUACCUUGGCAUCGUCGGCGCCAACCUCGCCCUCAGCCGCUCGAUUUUCGCAUACUUCUUCCGCGAGGGCGGAACGACAAAGGGAUGCUCUGUCUACAAUUCAGCCGACCGCUCCCUCGUCGCAGACGACAUCCAGAUCGCCGGCCCCGAAGACGCUGACGCCGCAGUCGACGCCGCCGAAAGGGCUUUCACCGCCUAG
This is a messenger RNA of Fusarium tjaetaba, 699 nucleotides long. RefSeq lists its product as uncharacterized. The record is from RefSeq and is a predicted model, not a curated record. The coding region runs from base 1 to 699 and encodes 232 amino acids. NCBI's taxonomy places the organism in Eukaryota, Fungi, Ascomycota, Sordariomycetes, Hypocreales, Nectriaceae. The transcript has 4 exons.